Messenger RNA from Spirodela intermedia, 2227 nucleotides. The record is from the annotation of a GenBank genome assembly. NCBI's taxonomy places the organism in Eukaryota, Viridiplantae, Streptophyta, Magnoliopsida, Alismatales, Araceae.
AUGCCGCAGUCGCGGCUGCUGAGCGGGACCUCGUCUUCCUCCUCCAGCUCCGACGGGGGAUCUGGCCUCCUCCUCCUCUCCAGGAAGCUCGCGGCGACGCCAAUCCCGUGGACCCGCCGCGAUGGCUGCUGUGCGCGGAGGAAGGCCGGCCGCGUGGUGGCGUCAGCGGCGAGGGGGGAGCAGGACCACUACGCCGUCCUCGGGAUCUCGCGCCGCGCCUCCGCCGCCGAUGUGAAGAGAGCCUAUCGCCUUCUUGCUCGAAAGGUUCUCUCCUCCUCCAUUCCCCUCCCUCCAACGUUUUCUUCCAUGGCCCUCCCCCGCCCGAAUUGACCACAGAUUUCUUCUCCGAUCGUCAAUGUGUUUGGCACUGCUGCUGCAUUCCGAGCGAAUGACCUUUGCUAUUUGAUCUAUAGCCACCUGUGUUGCAUAUCGGUCUGCAGAUUCUUACUGCUUUUAGUCAAGGUUUCAGAAUCACCAAGAGAUGCAGCUGAGGAGAAUUUUUUUUCGAUUCUCUGCAUCCUUUGAUAGAUCUGUACUCUCUCCAAUUUUUCGGGAGAGUUUUCCCAUGUCCGUGAAAAACGAGCCACAGUAGAACGCUCAUCACGAAUGGAAAUCGGCCAAAAAUUUUGCGAUACCAUUCAUCGGAAACCUUGUAUUCUUCCCUUUAUUCGGUGUUCAUCGCCAGAGUUUCCUUGAUUAUACAUAGGAAAUCGGACUAUGGUCAGGAUGGAUGCCAAACCCAUUGAUCCCCUUUUCAUAAGAACUGUAAACGGUUUGGAUCAAACCUGGUCCGAUCGACUCCCUUGCUUCUGAUCAAUUAAAUUCAAACCUGAGCUAUUUCCAAUCUUCUCCUAGAUUUGUACACAAAUUUAGAUCUGUUUUACAUGAUGACUCUUCUAAUAAUAGUUUCCUUACACCAAGUGAGAAUCUUAAAAUUAUUACAGGCCCAUCACAAAUGCUUCGAUCUGAAUUGAGAUAGGAAAUCUAGAAGUGGAUCAUCAGUAUGUUCAAUCUAUGCAGUUGACGGUUCCUUGCUCAUACUCGUAUCCUGUGCAUCUGGGUACGUUGGUCAACGCUUGAGAUUUUACAUGAUCAUCAUAAUCCCUCCCCUCCUUCCAAUCCGGGGUCUUCGGGUAGAAAUCAACUAAUAAAUUCUAAAAUACAGUUUGACAUUAUAGAUUACAUCACCCAUUUUAUAGAGAAUCUCCCACAUCUUAUUCUUACUCAGAUUUUUCCUUUAAUUCGAAUUUUUCUUGAUAUUGUGCUUCUUCAAGCGAUCAAAGCAUUUUCCUUCUCUUUUUGCAGUAUCAUCCAGAUGUGAGCCAAGAUGCUAGAGCUGGUGAGCUGUUCAAGAGCAUCCAUCUCGCUUAUGAGGUAGGUUUUCUACUUGCUCCUCAUUUCCCUGGUUCCCGGUGGUUCUCUCUCUCUCUCUCUCUCUCUCUCUCUCUCUCUCUCUCUCGCGGUGCAUAGAUUUCUUUUAAACGUUUUAUUUGGCUGUCCUACGUUGCCUCUCUGAGUUCCGAGAUUUCCUUAUUUUAUGUGAUAGAAAGUGGAGCCGGGAUUCUGAAUUCUUGGAUCUGUCGGAUCGUUUAAUCCAAUCUUUACGAGAACCUGGGGAUUGAUCCAGGUGCUGUCGGAUGAGAAGGGAAGAUCCCGGUAUGAUCGGGAAGUGAGGCUCCGGGAAGGAGCGCCGCCCCGGCCAUGGCCGCACGACCCAGUGUGGACUGAUGGGAGGAUGAACCAGUGGGCGGAGCUGAGACAGCAGAUGUGGCAGCGCCGCCGUGAGAGAGCCGCCGCCGCUGCCGGCUGGGCCAGCCGUCAAGGGGGAGGAGAGAGAAGGAGGAGAAGCUCCGACACCGAGAGGGGGCCCUUUGGGGAGGUCCUCUGGUCAACCUUCUUCUCUCUCUUCCUCAUGAGGGCUGUUGGCGCACGGAUUUCCCUCACAGUGACUGGUCUCCUCGCCUUGUUUGACCCGCGGCUGGACGGUGGCUACAAGAUGGGCUACCUCACAGCGUGGGUGCUUGGUGGUCAGGGAGGGGUGCUUCUGGCGGUGAGCAUCUCCUUUGCAAGCUGGGUAUGGGGGAAGAGCAGCAGUGGCAUUGUGGCGCUGGCGGUGCUGGUGAUGUGGGUCAGCGGGCGGCUCGCCGCCACUGUCCCCCUCCCUCAAGGUGCGAUCCUUACUCUCCUCUACAUGUCCAUGAAACUCCAGUCUGACGAUCCCAAGUGA